Molecule: messenger RNA, 1457 nt
Organism: Phyllostomus discolor (pale spear-nosed bat)
Lineage: Eukaryota; Metazoa; Chordata; Mammalia; Chiroptera; Phyllostomidae
Gene: NUBP2
Product: nucleotide binding protein 2
Exons: 7
Coding region: 132-938 (268 amino acids)
Biological process (GO): iron-sulfur cluster assembly
Cellular component (GO): cytosol
Molecular function (GO): 4 iron, 4 sulfur cluster binding; ATP-dependent FeS chaperone activity; ATP binding
Source: RefSeq, a predicted model, not a curated record
AUGGGUCUUUACUCUGGCUGGAGGCGGGUAGAGAGAGAGAGAAAGAGAGAGAGGGAGAGAGGGAGAGAGGGAGAGAGGGAGAGAGGGAGAGAGGGAGGAAGCCGACGACUGGCUUGCAACCUGCAACGGGGAUGGAGGCAUCGGCGGAGUCUGGAAACCUGGCUGGCGUCCGGCACAUCAUCCUAAUCCUCUCUGGAAAGGGGGGGGUCGGGAAAAGCACCAUCUCCACGGAGCUGGCCCUGGCCCUGCGUCACAUGGGCAAAAAGGUGGGGAUCCUCGACGUGGACCUGUGUGGCCCCAGCAUCCCCCGAAUGCUCCGGGCGCAGGGCAGGGCCGUGCACCAGUGUGACGGUGGCUGGGUGCCUGUCUUUGUGGACCAGGAGCAGAGUGUCUCCCUCAUGUCCGUGGGCUUCCUGCUGGAGAAGCCAGAUGAGGCUGUGGUGUGGAGAGGCCCCAAGAAGAAUGCUCUGAUAAAGCAGUUUGUAUCUGACGUGGCCUGGGGGCAGUUGGACUACCUGGUUGUGGACACGCCUCCAGGGACCUCUGAUGAGCACAUGGCUGCCUUGGACGCCCUUCGCCCCUAUAGCCCUCUGGGGGCUGUCGUGGUCACUACACCCCAGGCGGUGUCUGUGGGGGACGUGCGGCGGGAACUGACAUUCUGUAGGAAGACAGGGUUGCGGGUGAUUGGCAUUGUGGAGAACAUGAGCGGCUUCGUCUGCCCACACUGCACGGAGUGCACCAACGUCUUCUCCAGGGGAGGCGGUGAGGAGCUGGCCAAACACGCUGGAGUCCCUUUCCUAGGCUCUGUGCCUUUGGACCCCGAGCUCACGAGAUGCCUGGAGGAGGGCCGAGACUUCAUCCAGGAGUUCCCCCAGAGCCCUGCCUUUCACGCCCUUUCCGCCAUAGCCCAGAAGAUUUUGAAGGAGACACCUGCUUAGCUGUCCUGACUGAGACACCUUCUGGUGCCACUGUGGGGCUCAAGCUCACAAACUCCAGCCUGGGUCCUGGGUGUGGUUCUUGGAGCCUGCCAGGCUGGCCCGAGAGGCUGGCCCUGUGCGCACCUUUCCCUGCCCGGGCCCUUUGGAGAGUUCAGCACUUGAGCAGCAGCAGGGCACCAGAGCUGCUGACAGUGAGUGGUCCUGCUGAGUUGGUCUAUGGCAGGCCCCAGGGGACAGCGUGAGGUCCUAGUGCCACCGCCUAAGCUCUGGUGCCUGCACACUCUCUCUUCAUGUCGUGGUUCUCACGUGCCCCAGACAGGCCACACCUGAUACCCCGGUCUCCAUGCUGUCCACAAAGCUUGUGGGUCUGGAGGCCAGCCGGGACUUUGUCACCAUCAGAUGCUGUCCUGCCAGCGGGGCUGUGAGCAGCCGUGAUGGUGGGUGCGGAAGGGAAUAGCACCCUGCAAGGUGUUAGCUUCAAAGGGGCCCGCAAUUAAAUGUGUCCUGCCACCACGGUUA